GACGUCUUUCAUUUGGGUUGCAUAAACAAAAGGUUAGGUUUCUAGGUGUGCAUCAUCCGUAUAUACGAACAACUUUCGGGACAGACAUUUAAUAUAAUUUAAAAUUGUAUUACUCAUAUUAACCAUGACCGGGGAUUUAAAGAUUGUACUAGAAUUUAGUGCUGGAGCUGAGUUGUUAUUUGACAACAUCAAAAAACGUGAAAUCACCUUGCCCUCAACAGAAAAAUGGACUAUACGUAACUUACUGAAAUGGAUGAAAGAAAAUAUAUUGCGAGAACGACCUGAACUGUUCAUUCAAGGAGAUACCGUUCGACCAGGAAUUUUGGUGUUAAUCAAUGAUACCGAUUGGGAAUUACUGGGUGAAUUGGACUAUGAACUGCAACAGAAAGAUAAUAUUCUAUUUAUUUCUACAUUGCAUGGAGGAUAGACGAGAGAAUCAGAAUCUGUACUAUAAACUAUAAAUGUUAAUUAUAUUCUUGUAAUUACUGUGUUUUUAAUAUUUUGUAAUUUGUAAGUUUUUGUAUUUUAUGUAAUAUUAAAAAAAUCAAAGGAAAAA
Molecule: messenger RNA, 556 nt
Organism: Musca domestica (house fly)
Lineage: Eukaryota; Metazoa; Arthropoda; Insecta; Diptera; Muscidae
Gene: Urm1
Product: ubiquitin-related modifier 1 homolog
Exons: 5
Coding region: 125-427 (100 amino acids)
Biological process (GO): tRNA thio-modification; protein urmylation
Cellular component (GO): cytoplasm; nucleus
Molecular function (GO): protein tag activity
Source: RefSeq, a predicted model, not a curated record